Molecule: messenger RNA, 1212 nt
Organism: Cokeromyces recurvatus
Lineage: Eukaryota; Fungi; Mucoromycota; Mucoromycetes; Mucorales; Mucoraceae
Product: kinase-like domain-containing protein
Exons: 3
Coding region: 85-1143 (352 amino acids)
Biological process (GO): peptidyl-serine phosphorylation
Cellular component (GO): cAMP-dependent protein kinase complex; nucleus
Molecular function (GO): ATP binding; cAMP-dependent protein kinase activity
Source: RefSeq, a predicted model, not a curated record
CAACAACAGCAACAGCAACAACAACAGCAACAGCAACAACAACAGCAACAGCAACAACAACAACAACAACAACAGCCACAACAAAUGAAAAUAUCACAACUUACAUCACAACCCACUUCCUUUACUCGACAACCUUAUACAACCAUUUAUAAUGACCAAGCUAUCAUUCAACAACGUCUCAAUAGACCCAAACUCAAACUUGAUGAUUUUCACAUCUCCCGCACAUUGGGUACUGGCUCCUUUGGCCGCGUUCAUCUUAUUCAAUCAAAAGUCAAUCAUCGUUUUUAUGCCAUGAAAGUACUUAAGAAGACAGAAGUCAUCCGACUUAAACAAGUUGAGCAUACCAACAAUGAAAAGCAUAUUUUAGAAUCUGUAGCUCAUCCAUUUUUAGUGAAUAUGUGGGGGACCUUUCAAGAUUCAAUGAAUCUUUAUAUGGUAAUGGAUUAUGUGCCUGGUGGCGAACUUUUUAGUGUCCUGAGACGAUCACAAAGAUUUCCUGAUCAUGUAGCCAAAUUUUAUGCGGCAGAAGUUAUAUUAGCUAUCGAAUAUUUGCAUGCAAAGGAUAUGAUUUAUAGGGAUUUGAAGCCAGAGAACUUAUUAUUAGAUGCUCAAGGACAUAUUAAAAUUACUGAUUUUGGAUUUGCAAAAUAUGUGCCAGAUAUUACAUGGACAUUGUGCGGUACACCCGAUUAUUUAGCACCAGAAAUCAUUCAAUCAAAAGGAUAUGGUAAAGCAGUUGAUUGGUGGAGUUUAGGUGUACUUAUUUAUGAAAUGUUAGCAGGAUAUCCACCUUUUUUUGAUGAUGAUCAUUUAAAACUCUAUGAAAAAAUUCUAGCAUGUAAAGUGAAAUGGCCUGCCUAUUUUGAUCCAAAUGGAAAAGAUCUACUUAAACGUCUUUUAACACCUGAUCUUACUAAACGCUAUGGUAAUUUAAAAGCAGGAAGUGAUGAUAUUAAACGUCAUAGUUGGUUUACAGGCGUCGACUUUAAUCGUAUAUUAGCGAGACAAAUUCGUGCACCUUAUGUACCUCAAAUAAGAGGUGAAGGAGAUGCAAGUCAUUUUGACAAAUAUCCAGAAACACAAGAACAAUACGGUAUUACUGAGCAACCAGAUCCUUAUAGACAUUUAUUUCCUGAUUUUUAAACAAAGAAAAAAAGUGUAGUGAUUAGUUUUCUCUUUUAGAAAAAAAAAAAAAAAAAAAAGAAAAUAAAA